AUGGAGGAUGCCUCGAGAAGAAACAGAGGUCAUUUCACCUGGUGGCCAUUUGUGGAAGUCGCCGGUUGGGUUUCAGCUGGGUUAUUAGUCCUGAUUGCAGUCGUUGUCUUGCUUGUGUUGAUUGUCAGAAGAAGGCAGCAGUCACAGGAAACCCGAGCCGCUCGUGCCUUAUUGGGUGUCUCUUCCAGGACGCGGGGAGAGCAAACACCCAGCACCUCAGUUCCGGGCAGCUGCAUCAGCAGCAUGUCGGGAAGUGAUGCUAUCACUUCAACGGAGGUGAACAGCCCUUGGAAUAUGCCAUGCCUAGGCAAGAGUCCAAACGUUCCUUGCUGCAUCCGGAUCCUGCACCCUGUCUUUACACUCCUCUGCUGUGGCCUCUAUGUGCUUGCAGACAUCUCAGAGACCGCUGAAGUCAAUGUGGAGCUCCUGGUGGCCGGCGCUCCGCACCAUAGCGACUGGCAAUGGUCGGGGACCAUGGCCACGCUGACGCUCCUCCGAGCCGCCAGGGAUGCCUGGCAUGCCGACGCCAAAGCCACUGCGGUGGUCCUCUUCCUCCUUAAUGGGCUUUGGCCAUUUAUCCAGACCGGCGUGCUGCUGAUCGUUUGGUUUCUACCGGGGAGCUGCCUCAGUCCGUCGAGCCGAGGCUCCUUUCUGCGACUGUUCGCGGCUUUGGGGAAGUGUGGUCUGUCUUUUCCAUGGCUCAUCUCCAUUUGGGCUGCACUUUGCCAACUGCGGUGGCGAGGUCGCCAAGUGUCUGCUGACUUCAGUAUGUCUCUGGACAGGGGGCUUUUCCUCUUCCUCGGAGCUGCCAUCUUGACCAACGUGUUAGGGUACGCUGCCGAUCACUACCACUACCUGUCGUCCAGAUCGCUGUCGACUUCGCCAUGGGCACGAAGUGGGAGAUGCGUGGGAAGGUACAGCGCCAGCUCUCCCUUGAAAGCUUACUCUGAAUGGAGGCACUGGCCAACCAUCCUGUGUCCGCUUGUGGCCGUGGCCACUGCAGGGUCUGCUUACAUCACGGCGUUCUCCGUCUCGCUCACUGGAUCCACGUCGCACGUGCUGACGGCUGCAAAUGCGAAAGCUCGACUGGAGUACAUCAGGAGCUACAGCCUGCUCUCCUUCGGCUUGCAGUUUCCAGACGUUUCGGCAGCAGAAGUGGGCUCCAGGCUGUUGCAGGUGACCUUCCUGGUCACCUCCUUGAUGGCACCAAUGCUGCUAGCAGGCGUGCUGUGGGCGGUUUGGAUAUUGCCACUGCAGCCCCACAUGCAGAACGGGCUGCUGAAGUUGGGCUAUGCUCUUGAUGCAUGGGUGGCGCUGGAUGUCUUCGUGGCUGUCGUCGCCGUGGCAGCCCUGGACUUCGGAAAGAUGACGACGUACUUCACUCACGAGGGUGCUAUGCUCGAAGCGUGUACGUGGAUGGAGAGGGAGCUCUCUCGACAAGCGUGUGUGGGUGCCAACGUGAAGCUUGAGAAAGGCUUUGUGCUACUCGCUGCUUCCGCCAUUGCCCUUUUGAUAGUGCCCAAGGUGGUGCUCCGAGCUUGCAGCAAGGCGGCUCAGCAACGGGAUGAGUUGAAUGGCAGAGCCCGGGCAUCUUCGGCCCUGGCAGUCAACGACGCCAAGCCUGGAUUGCCCCUGGAAGGCGUCACGAUGGUCUUCACGGGCGAGAUGGAUGCAAUCACACGCCAAGACGCCGAGGAGAAAGCCAAGGCAGCCGGUGCCAAGGUGAUGUCAGGCGUCUCCGGCAACGUGCAGUACUUGGUGGCCGGUUCCAGACUGGAUGAUGGCCGACCUGUCGAAGAGACGUCGAAGUACCGGAAGAUGAUGGAGCUGAAAGAGAAGGGUAAGAAACACCCGGAACUGCUCACGGAGGCUCAAUUCCUGGCCUUGUUGCCUGGCGCAUGCGCUGCCAGAGCAGCACUGCCGACGUUCGAGGAAGCGACUGUGCAGGUGCCUAAAACAGGCCCCGUCGGCCAAAAUUGGGUCGACCAUUUUGCGCCCAAGUCGCUUGACCAGCUUGUGGGCAACGCCAGCAUAGUCAGGAAGCUGACCGAAUGGCUUCGAGACUGGGACGAUGUGGUUUUGAAGGGCAGGACCAAGAAGGUGCCUUUCAAACCAGGCGGUGGCAUGCCAGAGAACAUCAAUGCACGGGCUGCGCUGAUCAGUGGCCCACCUGGCAUCGGCAAAACCACGACCUGCCGGCUCGUGGCCAAGCUCCACGGCGGCUACGAGGUCCUCGAGUUCAAUGCUUCCGAUGCACGUGGGCAGAAGAUUGUCCAGGAUAUGGCCUCGGGUAUUGCCGACAACCGAACCCUCAGCUUCGGCGACGUGGGUGCAAAGAAGGUGCCGGCAUUGACCAAGAAGGCGAUCAUCAUCAUGGAUGAGGUGGACGGUAUGGGCGCCGGUGACCGGGGCGGCAUGGCGGCUUUGGGCAGGAUGAUCAAGAAGACGCGCAAUCCCAUCAUGUGCAUCUGCAACGAUUCCCACAGCCCGAAGGAUAAGGCGGGGCAUGAGGGCAGGUUGCGUAUGGAAGCUGGACAGACAUGCAGGUUCAGCUGCUACGAUCUGAAGUUUUCCAGGCCGACGAAGAACACCGUCGCGCAGCGCUGCGUCCCGGGCCCGGGAAAAGCCGUCUGCGAGCAACAUGAGCCUAUACCGUAUUGUACUAUAUUAUAUUAUAAUGUAUAG
Molecule: messenger RNA, 2685 nt
Organism: Symbiodinium sp. CCMP2456
Lineage: Eukaryota; Dinophyceae; Suessiales; Symbiodiniaceae
Source: the annotation of a GenBank genome assembly